AUGGCAUAUCAUCCCCAAACAGAUGGACAAGAUGAGAUUUAUAACAGAGAAAUUAAAAAUUGUUUAGAAAAAGUGGUAAACCCAACUCAUAAGGAUUGGUCCUCCAGACUGGAUAAAGCUUUGUGGGCCUAUCGUACUGCAUUCAAAACACCAUUGGGGAUGUCACCUUUUAAGCUUGUUUAUGGAAAGCCAUGUCACCUACUUGUUAAGCUCGAGCGCAAAGCAUUUUGGGCUGUUAAAAAGCUGAACAUGGAUUGGGUCGCUACUGGCCAUAAAAUGUUGUUAGAACUGGAUGAAAUGGAAGAAUUCAAGGGAAGAAUUAUGCCAAGGAAAUUUGAACCAGGGCAACAGGUGUUGUUGUUCAGCUCUAGGCUCAAAUUAUUCCCUGGUAAGUUAAAAUAUCGCAGGUCAGGUCCCUUUGAAGUAGCUCAAGUAUACCCGUACGGAGCUGUUAGUAUCAAAGACCUAAAAAUGGGAGUCACAUUCAAAGUUAAUGGACAACGCUUGAAACACUAUUUGGGUGCUCAUGUGGAUCGUGACAAGCAAUCUAUUGACCUUCGAGAUGUUUGA
Molecule: messenger RNA, 570 nt
Organism: Gossypium raimondii (Peruvian cotton)
Lineage: Eukaryota; Viridiplantae; Streptophyta; Magnoliopsida; Malvales; Malvaceae
Exons: 2
Coding region: 1-570 (189 amino acids)
Molecular function (GO): nucleic acid binding
Source: RefSeq, a predicted model, not a curated record